UCUUUAUUUCACACACUCGAUUAAUCCAAUAAAGGAAAUAUAAAAAAAAAAAAAAAAACGACUAGCUAACUGGGCGUGUAUUUACUCCAACAUUCCAACUUAAAUUGUUAUAGAAAAAGUCGGCCAAAAUAAUCAUCUUUUCUAUCCAUUCACUUUGCAAAUUAUACGUGAAUCAGUUCAACCACAAACUGUGAUUUUUAUUCAUCAAAAAAUAAUAAAAUAUUCAUUAAUAAAUAAUAAUAAUAAUAACAACAAUAAUAAAUAAACAAAGGAAUUAAAAAAAAAAAAAAAAAUUAAAAUGGUGGUACAGAGUGAAUUUUUGUGUACAAAAAAGUGAUUUAUUUUUUCAAGGUUUUAAAAUGUGAAAAAAAAGAAAAAAAAAACCAUUUUUUACAAUCAUGAUGAUAAUGUUUAUCAUAGUUUUGUGACGUAUAGACCUUGGAUGAAAUCAUCAGAACCAUCUGAUUCAUUCAUACACACUAUUGUGACGAAAAAAAAACAUAAAAGUCUCUCCUAACCACAUUAAUGUGUCAGUUGAUGUGAAAUUAAAUAUUUAAAAUUGAAAUGUUAUAAAUAAUAUAAAAAAAAAUGAAGGUGACAGUUUGUUUUGAUAAUAUAAGAGUUGUGGUGCCUUGUGGUGAUGGUAAUUUGUUGGUACGUGAUUUGAUGCACGAGGCAAUACUUCGUUAUCGUAAAGCAACUGGUAAAACAGAUGCUGGACCAACAAUAACAAGUUUAUCAUCAUUAUCUGGUGGUGGUUUACUUGAUCCAGAUGAUAAAUUAAUUGACGUUGCUGAUGAUCGUGAACAAAUAUUAGCACAUUUAUCAAAUCAAGAUAAUGGCUGGCGUCAGCAUGUUGGUGGUGGUGGUGGUGAUGGUUCAUCAUCAGUUGGUACAAAUUCACCAGAUUAUUAUCAGCAUGAUUCACGUUUUAUUGAUAUUAAUAAUGUUAAAUUAAAUACAAAUAUUAAAAGAGAAAGUGUCAAACGUCUUUCAAUGCAUGGUUUAUCAUCACGUGAUUAUCAACAACAACAACAACAUCAACAGCAUCAACAACACCAGCAUCAACAACAACAACAACAUCUUGUACCACAAUAUUCAGCAUUAUCAUUACCACGUGAAUCACGUAGACGUGAGCCACUUGGACAAGAUUCAGUAUUUGAUUAUUACAGAUUAAAAAAUGAUCCAUUUGAUAAUAUUGAUAUUAAAAAUAUCAUUAUUAAUAAUGAACCAGGACCACUUGGUUUACAUGUUGUACCAUGUAUUGAUUUACUUGGUAAUGAUCAGGGUCUACGUGUUGAAGGCAUUGAUCCAAAUUCACGUAUUGCAAAUGAUGGACAAAUUGAUAUACAUGAUAAAAUAUUAAAAAUAAAUGGACAUAAUUUAUUGAGAAUACCAUUUACAAAAGUACAUGAUAUAUUUCGUAAUUGUGCAAAUGAAAAAUUUUUAACAUUAUCAAUUAUUAAAAAUUCAAAAACAGCUAAUGAUAUUAAUAAUAAAAUUAAUGAUAAUGAUAAUACAAAUAAUAAAAUGUUGUUUAAAAAAAAAAAAAAUGAUCAUAAAAAACAAUCAACAACAACAACGACAAUAAAUGAACAACAACAACAACAACAACAAAAAAUACAUGAUGAUAUAAAUAUAAAAAAGCUACAAUGUUCAAAUUAUAAUUUAUUACAAAAUGCAAAUACAAGAAAAAUUGGUAAAAUGAUUGAUAUUGAAUUAACAAAAAGUAAAGAUGGUCUUGGUUUUAGUUUAACAACACGUGAUAAUCCAGCUGGUGGUAAUGCUCCAAUAUACAUUAGAAAUAUAUUACCAAGAGGUGCUGCAAUUGAAGAUGGACGUUUAUUAUCUGGUGAUAGAUUACUUGAAAUUAAUAAAAUACCAAUGACUGAUAAAUGUCAAACAGAUGUUGUAACAUUAUUACGUAAUAUUAAAAUUGGUGAUAAAGUAUUAAUAACAGUAUCACGUCAAGAAGAAAUUAAUAAUUCAAAUGACAAUAGUAAUAAUAGUAAUGAUAAUAAUGAUGAUGAUGAUAAUAAUAAUAAAAAUAAUAUUCCAGAAACAACACCAGACAUUCCUACAAAAAAUAUUAUUAAAAAUAAAAAAUAUGAUUCAAUUGAUGGUAAAAAUAAUAGUAAUAAUAAUAUUAAUAAUAGUAAUAAUAGUAAUAAUUAUGAUGUAUUAUUAUCACCACGUAAAAAUAGAAUAAUAUUAACAUUUGAUAUACCAGUUCAUGAUUCAGAAAAAGCUGGUCUUGGUGUUAGUGUUAAAGGUAAAACAAAUAGUAAUGAUGAUAAUUCAUGUAUUGAUGUUGGUAUAUUUAUUAAAAGUGUUAUACAUGGUGGUGCUGCAUCACGUGAUGGUAGAUUACGUGAAAAUGAUCAAUUAUUAAAUAUAAAUGGUAUAUCAUUAGUUGGUUUAUCAAAUUCUGAUGCUAUGGAAACAUUAAGACGUUCAAUGUUUAAUACAAAUUCUCCAAUAUCUGAUAUUAUAACAUUAACUGUUGCACGUAGAGUAUCAUUGUAUGAUAAUAAUAAUCAUACACAAUCAUCAUCAUCAUCAGCAACAUUGCUAAAUGAUAAAAAAAAUAAUUAUUAUGAUAAUAUGUGUCAAAUUGAUACGACAAAUGGUAUUUAUAUUAGUGAAAAGUUGAACAAACCAAUUGGUGAUGAAGAUAAAAAUAAUAACAUUCAUAAUGAUGAUGAUGAUGAUGUUGUUAAUGGUGGUGGUGAUGAUGAUGAUAAUGACAAUGAUGAUGAUGACAAUAAUAAUAAAGAUUUAUUAUCACCAUCAACAUCAUCACCAUGGAAUCCAGUUAUUGAUCGUUUAACUGAUCAAUAUAAUAAAAAUUCAUUGAGAAAUGAAAGUUAUUGUCUUGCUACAAAUAAAACAUGGCUUGAACCAAUUUCUAAUAGUAAUAAUAAAAAAUUUACACUUGGUCUUGAUAAAGAUUUAAUAAAUGAAGAAUUAAAUAAUCAUGGUGAGGAUGAUGAUGAUGAUAAAGAUAGCAAUAAUUAUAUGAAUGAAACAAUAUAUGAUGAUACAUUGGAUGAAUUUAAUAGUGUUAAUAAAUUUUCACGUGAUGCUCUUGGUAGACAAAGUAUGUCAGAAAAACGUCAUGCUGCAUUGGAUGCUAAAAACACUGAUACAUAUAAACGUAAUAAAAAAUUACGUGAUGGUAAAAGUAAAGAAUCAUCAAUGAAUAAUGAUGAUGAUGCUGAUGAAGAUCAAGAUGAUGAAAAAAAAAAAAAAAAUAAUUCAACAUUUGAUAAUAAUGAUAGCUCAUUGACAAGUAAUAAUAAAAAUAUAAUACAUAAUAAAAAAGAAGAAAGUUCAUUUGAAGCUGCUAGAAAAAAAUUUGAAAAAAAUUUAAAUUUAAAUGAUAGUAGUGAUAAAUCUGAAUAUGUUUAUACAAUACCUGGUUGUAAUAAUAAAUAUAUACCAGCACGUAAACAUUGGCUUGUUGAUGAUGUACAUGUUGAUGUUGGUAUUGGUGGUAUUGAUGAUGAACAAUUAAAAAAUAAUUGUCAAGGUUUUUCAAAUUCACGUGGUGAUGUUAAACAAUCAUCAUUAAAUUCAGCACUUGAUGAUAGAUAUAAAAAAAGUAAAAAAAAAAGUGGUAUUAGAUCAAUGUUGAGACUUGGAAAAAAUCGUAAAUCACUUAAUUUUGGUGAUAAUAUUGAAACUAGACAUGAAACUAGUAAUUAUUGUAGUGGUACCAUUAAUUACAUUGCAUAAAAUUAUUUAAACAAUUAACAAUUAAAUAUACUUCCAUGAUUUUUUUUAAAUUUUAAAUUUUAA
Messenger RNA from Aphidius gifuensis, 3801 nucleotides. Its product is annotated as partitioning defective 3 homolog. Gene Ontology annotation, cellular component: adherens junction; cell cortex; apical junction complex. Gene Ontology annotation, molecular function: phosphatidylinositol binding; protein binding. The record is from RefSeq and is a predicted model, not a curated record. The transcript has a single exon. Gene Ontology annotation, biological process: cell adhesion; establishment or maintenance of epithelial cell apical/basal polarity; establishment of cell polarity. Bases 589 to 3738 code for a protein of 1049 amino acids. NCBI's taxonomy places the organism in Eukaryota, Metazoa, Arthropoda, Insecta, Hymenoptera, Braconidae.